Linum tenue is the source of this 3058-nucleotide messenger RNA. NCBI's taxonomy places the organism in Eukaryota, Viridiplantae, Streptophyta, Magnoliopsida, Malpighiales, Linaceae. The record is from the annotation of a GenBank genome assembly.
GUCUACGCUUCCCCUCCUCCUUGUUUGCAUGAUUGAGAUUGAAGUUCCGCUGUGCCUCUUCUUCGUUUCACGUGUUCUUUCCUAGUUUCGCUUUCUCUUACAUUUUCGGGGAUCGGGAAACGGGAGAUUUUUAGGGUUUCCAUCGAUUGCCUUACCGGAACUGGACGUGGCUUGUAAGCAGCGCUACUGGGUUGGUGAAAGAGACCGACGGAGCUCCCCAGGUAUCAAAUCUUUGCAUCAGGAUCGCUGCAUCUAUUUGGCAUUGUCCGUCCCAGUGAGGUUUCAACUAUGCCUUUGCUCAAAAAAACGCCAUUUCCUUUGGUGGAGCCACCUGAAGAUUUGGAGCCGAAAGACCUUGUAUACCAAGUUCGGUACACCAAAGAAAUCUUCCAUGAUUAUCAAGAGUAUGUGAACAGGAUAAAUUUGUAUCGUCAAAGAAUUUGGACUUGUAAAAUUAGCGGCAAGGCUAACUUGACAUAUGAAGAGGCCCUAGUUUCUGAAAGGCUCGCCACAGAGAAAGUUCAAGGGAUUCCUAAAGAACUUGUGGAGCUUGCUUUGCACAUCAUACAGUUCAGUAUGCUUCCACUGAAAGAUCUCGCAGACACAAUAAGUGCAAAAUUGCAGGAACAUAAGUAUGUUGGGGAUGAAUUGCAUGCUAGGAGGGGUGAUAUUUUCUUUCCAUGCAAGAUACUGAAGGUUGUGGGAGACAGUAAUGGCAAGACUAGUUAUGAGAUAAGAUGGCUUGAGAGGAAUAAGAAGGUGUCGGAGACUUCAGUUGUUAAUGGGGAUGACCUGAUAAGGAAGAAGAAACUAUGUAGUAGAGACAUUUUGAAGUCUUUUAUACGGGAAUCCACAUACCGUAGAGAUCCUUGGGUACUUCACGAGCGCUUGGCUGCAAAACAUGGCAUCUCAAGUGAUCCACCCGAGGAGCUAAAAGACAAAGUUUCUGUCCUUGAUGGAGUGAUCAUCGAUAAAAAGAGGAAAACUGCUGGGGAAGGAGACGAGUCAGGGAAGUGUAAAAAGAAAAAAGUGGAAGAUGGAGCUGAAGUGAAAGAUGUAGCAAUUGACAAUGAUAAGCAAGUUGAGCUGAUCAAAUAUCCGAUUGAGGAUCUUUUAGUCCUACCAGCUGCGGAUGAUCCAGUCUUUACUGAACGGCCUUUACCUUCAAGGGAAUUUAAUGUUCCAAUGGAUUGUGUGGGAGAUCUGUUACUGGUCUGGGACUAUUGCUCUUCUUUUGGCAAGCUGUUGCAUUUGUGGCCAUUUUCUUUAGAAGACUUUGAAAAUGCCAUCUCCAGGAAGGAUAGUAAUAUAAUACUCAUUGUCGAAACACAUUCUGCUUUUCUACGUUUGCUACUUAAAGAAGAUGGAGAUCACUAUUUUGCUGCACAGAAGAGGAAUAGGAAGUCGAAGAUUACAUUGCUCAAUUGGACUGAGUAUCUUUGUGACUUCAUAGAGAGGAUAGGCACUCCUGAUUUAUCAGCCUCGACGUCAACUAUUAAACGAGGACACUAUGGCCUCUUAGACAUUCAAGUGAAACUUGGAAUCUUACGGGAGUUGGUCAAUGAAGCAGUUGAAACACUUAUUUUCAGGAAGAAGAUUGAUGAGUAUGUUGGACAGCGACAGGUGCUUGGAGCCACAUUGAGAGGGGAGGUCCUGGAAGAAGCAAGAAAAAAACGGGAAGAGAAAGAGCGAUCCAAAUCUGAGGAUGUUGCUAAUGGAGUAAGCAAUGGACAUUGCAUGGUUGAUUCGGAGGGUCUGCCUUGCAAACUUGUCUCUGUUAAUAAGCACAGUAGUCAAAACGGAGAGGCGGUAAGAAAACACAAGUCAGAGGUCUCAUCUGAAGAGGACCAUACAUCAGAUAAAAGUGACAACAAUGAUUCAGAGACUGCCUCAAAGAAAUCGGGCAAGGGACAGAACCAGGAUGCGGAAAAUGAAACAGGGACAAGUGAAGAGGCAUCAAAACAGAUGAAGGAUGAACGGAGAUUACCAACAGAGAAGAGGAGCAAAGAUCAAAGGAAGGAACAGUUAAAUCGAGAGAUGGAAAAACGGGUGAUACGAACUGAAUCCUUGGGUAAAGACAGAUACUAUAACAGAUACUGGUGGUUCCAGCGUGAUGGAAGGAUAUUCAUUGAGAAUUCUGACUCCAAAGAGUGGGGAUUUUAUAGUAGCAUAGAAGAGCUUAGUGCAUUAAUGGGUUCUCUGAACGAAAAAGGUGAGAGAGAAAGGGCCCUUCACAAGGAGCUGGAGAAGUUCUACGGCAGAAUUUGUGCGGAACUGCAAAAGAGAUCAAAGGAUUUGGAUAACAAAGUUGCAGUGGACGAGGCAGUGGUGAGGAGAUCUACGCGUGUACGGGCCAUACCAAGGGAAAAUCCUGCAAACUCCUACAUGAGGUAUGUUAAUAAGUGGAAGGAAGAUUAAGCGGUAAUACUCGUGACAUUUUAAGUUGUCGGGUGUUGGCCUCGGCUGAUGAAUCGCGAGGCGCUUCUCCAUUGAGAAAUGGAUAGUAACAAAUUCAUUAUUUUUGGUGGGCUGAGGAAUUUUGUCGAAGCGGGUAUAGAGUACAGUAGUAUGUAGUGUCAGCUAACAGGAAGAAGGAAAGGAUAGUGUCGGAUGGGGUAGAAGUUUUCUUAUGGGUUUCAUCUCAUCCAGAAUCACUGCAACUGCAAGGGGGACAUGCUGUUGGAUAAAUGACAUUUUGGUUUAAACAGUCAUUUUUGGCUCGAAGAUUAUCUUUAUAUUUUAAUAUCUUUAUCUUUAUAUCUGUGGUUCACUUUCACACUUUUUUUCCUCCUGGAAGGGCAAAAAUGGCUCGAAGAUUAUCUUUAUAUUUUUGGGAGAUCUGUUCGCUGGUUGAAAGCCGCUCGAGAAUCGAUUUCCAAAAGCACAACACAGCUCAAGCGAGCUCUGGUCCUUGCCCAUAGCUCCGUGAGUACGGACGGCUACUGACUUUGUAGCAAAAACUUGUAAGCCACUAACACUUUGGGUUCCCCUGUUGCGGAAUGCGAUGCAUGACUGUUGGACUUUGCUGUGUCAUUGGUGUUGAUCACCCAGACUGGCC